UAGCUUUUGGUUGUUGAUUUAUUGUUUGAUUAUUGUUUGUUUUUAUAUGAAUGAAAAUAGUGUACAGGCAAUACAUUUUCCAGACAUGCAAGGAAAAGAGUGGAGUAGCCUUAUUCAUUAAAAAACGUUUUUUCUACCGUUAUAAUGUCUAUGCCUGUAUACGUAGUUAUUCUAACAUUUUUUUAGGCCUCUACCAAUAAUGGAAUAUAUUUGAUUUAUUUGUUUGUUGUACAUUUCCAGACUAUUUCCUUUUGUUAUUUGAAAUUUGAAACCCUACUUAAAAUUCAUUUUGCCUGCAAUUUAGCUAUAUGGGAUGUUGUCUUACAAUUGUAGUACAUUCUAAUGGACAACGCAUUUAAUGUUUGAUGGGGACUGCCAAACGAACAGCUAUUGUAGAGGCGCCGAAUUUGGUGGCACGGUGCGAUCAUGGAUGUAUUCGUACAGUUAGGCCUAUUACGCAUUUGCGAUAACAUCAAUGUAUUCAAUCGGACAUGAGUAAGAAGUCAUUUCAUCCAGCCGUGAUAACAGGGUCGCGUUAAUCGCCAUUUUUGUUGCACAUCCAGAAGCCCACUCCCCCCCUCCCCCACGCAAAUGUAUCCAAUGCGUUGACGGUAGUGGGGCUUUCAUCACUUCAAUGUGGAACAACUGCCUCGGUGCUGGCGGGACAUAGCCUAUAUGAAGAUGGCUUCACCGAGGACAAUAACCAUUGUGGCCCUUUCGUUUGCUCUGGGUCUAUUUUUUGUGUUUAUGGGAACCAUUAAACUCACCCCGAGGUUAAGCAAAGAUGCAUACAGUGAAAUGAAAAGGGCAUAUAAAAGCUAUGCCAAGGCAUUGCCUGGUUUAAAAAGGAUCGGCAUCAGCUCAGUGCUGCUUCGCAAGAUCAUCGGAUCCCUGGAGGUGGGCUGUGGCGUUGUCCUGACCCUCGUUCCGGGAAAACCCAAGGAUGUGGCUAACUUCUUGUUGCUGCUAGUGAUGCUGGCAGUGCUCUUCUUCCAUCAGCUGGUGGGAGACCCUCUGAAACGCUACGCCCACGCUUUAGUCUUUGGCAUUCUGCUCACCUGUCGGCUCCUCAUCGCUCGCCAGAGCGACGAACGUCCCGAAAGGGAGGAGAGUCGAGAGGAACCACACAUCAAUGAGCAGGAAAAGAACAAGGUCAAGCAGUCUUAGUGCAUCACUUUGACUUAGGGCACACUUACAGGGAAGGUGGGAACGUUGCAGUUGGCCUAAUGCUGAUUUUUAGAGGGGAUGUCAGGUCACUAACAAGAAUAUCAUAUUGCCCCUGGUCCUAUCCGGCGGGCUGACAGAUACAUCACUGGUUACACAUUCACCUACUCUUCUGCACUCUUGUUGUGAAUUCCAAAACUCUUUUCCCAUGUUGUCUAGUCAUACCAAUGGACAAUCAUAACUGUGGAAAAUGUAAUGGAAUUGUUUUACUGUCAUGCAAAAUCUUUUAUUAUUUUUUCUUGUGUGUAUUUAUUUGACAAUGAAGUGACUUCUGUUUUUAUUUUCUAAUCUGAUAUGUAUUUUUGUGAAUCAUGUUCAGUUAUCAAUUAUAUAUAGAUUCAAACAAUGUUUAAGUAUCCUUAACAUUGAUGAUAUAGGGAAAAUGAUACAAAUCAACCUUGUUAUAAAAUAUUUAACCAUGUUUCAUUUGGCAUAAUGAUUAGUAAAUUUAACAACAUGACAUAAAUUGGGAACGUAUAUUAUUAGGUACAAUAUCUUAAAGUUGAUCCUUAAUUUAGAAAAAAAACAUUGAAUAUCAUUUACAUUUUCUUAAAAUGAUAUGCAUCUCUAUGCAUGGGAUUAUCCAUGAUGCAUAAACUGAAAAUCGUAUAAUUACUCAUUUCAAUAUCCAAUGCUGAGUUGCUAUGUGUAUGACCGGAGGUGUUGUUUCUGUGACAUAGCCUAAGUCUAUAUUUUCCUUACAGAGAAUUGGAUGUUGCCUUUGAAAUAGUUAUUGUUUUUUUGUACUGUUAAUUGUUAAUCAAGUGUUAUGUUUACUUGUCACAGUUGUUUAAUUUUGGUCUGAAAAGCAUUCCUAUUACAAUUCUUCUUUUGGAAUGAGGUCUUAGUUGAAAAUGUGUUUCAACAUCGACUCUUUCUGUCAAAUGAAAUUGGCAAAAUAAAAAAAUAACAAAUAGAAGGGCA
Messenger RNA from Gadus morhua (Atlantic cod), 2148 nucleotides. It is a transcript of the gene tmem35, whose product is annotated as transmembrane protein 35. Bases 676 to 1167 code for a protein of 163 amino acids. The transcript is spliced from 2 exons. NCBI's taxonomy places the organism in Eukaryota, Metazoa, Chordata, Actinopteri, Gadiformes, Gadidae. The record is from RefSeq and is a predicted model, not a curated record. Gene Ontology annotation, cellular component: endoplasmic reticulum. Gene Ontology annotation, molecular function: acetylcholine receptor regulator activity. Gene Ontology annotation, biological process: chaperone-mediated protein complex assembly; positive regulation of protein localization to cell surface.